AAAUGUUUUCACAAUUUAACGUUUUUCUUCACGUACGAUAAGAGAGCUGAAAAAUUCAAAAAGCAAUGCCUAACCCUCUUAUUUCGACGCAAGACUGGUUUUAUCACAUACCUGCUUCAAGAAAGUCCCCAGAGCAAUCCAAUAAUAUCAAUGCUCCGUUUCAUUCCCAGAUUCCUGGAUUGAAUCAUAACCCUGUGGAAUCAAUUGCAGAGGAAAACCUGCCACAAUUUAAAAGAAAAUGGAUACGUGAUACAGAUUCAAAAUAUGUGAGACUUGCUAAGGCUGGAGGAAGAAAAAAUUUGUUAAGUUUUGUGUCAGCAAAGCCAUCUGUUGAGCCAGUUUCCUAUCCAAGAGUUGAUUGGUUUGAUCAUCAUCAGGAAACUUGUAUGAAUGAAGAAGAGAAUAAUGUCAAUAAUGAGGCUGAUACCAAGAGAUCAUGCAAUGAUUAUGCUGUCCUGCCUGAAUGGUAUACCCAUGAUGUUCCUGAUGACAAGGAAAGCACAGCAAAAGAAACCAACAUACCAUCCAAUGAGGAGGUAAAGAAGAGACCAAUGCUUGGCCAUGAUUCCAUGACAGUUUGGGAAAGGGAAACAAAGCAAGAUAAGGAUGGAAAAUCUCGUGCGAUGUUUGUUAAGCUUCCAAAAAUUUCAAAGAAAAGUACUAAGAAAAACAAAACGUCCAACAAAUAUUCAGCAUUGAAGUUACCAAAUUUAGAUGAUGAUCACUCUUCACCGGAUAAUGCUGAAGACAUGAAAAAACUGUUGUCAAUGGCUUACCAACAAGAAUGGCUCGCCCACAAGAGUGCCGAAUACACUCAAGAAAUGAGAAACCAAAUGGUGCUUGAAAAAGAGAGAAGGGUUCGUGAAAAAAGAAUUGCAAAGCGAUUUCGCGAUUCACUUAAACCGAAGAAAGAAUUGGUGGAAAACAAGCCUUUGUUUAAGCUGAGCAGGUUUAAUAAGGUGAAGUCCUGUAUAGAUACAAGAUGGUCUAAAAUGGAUACAUCAGAAAAAUCUAUUGCGCAUGUAUAAAGUCUAGGUUAUAGUUUUGACUUGAGUCUUAAUUGAUUGUUUUAUUCUGUGUACUUGUUUAUUUAUGUAUGUAUAAUUGAUGAAAUGUUAUGUGCAGUUAAAAGAUGAAUACAAUUAUGCUAUAGAAUUCAAAA
Molecule: messenger RNA, 1162 nt
Organism: Xenia sp. Carnegie-2017
Lineage: Eukaryota; Metazoa; Cnidaria; Anthozoa; Malacalcyonacea; Xeniidae
Exons: 9
Coding region: 66-1028 (320 amino acids)
Source: RefSeq, a predicted model, not a curated record